Molecule: messenger RNA, 828 nt
Organism: Seminavis robusta
Lineage: Eukaryota; Bacillariophyta; Bacillariophyceae; Naviculales; Naviculaceae
Source: the annotation of a GenBank genome assembly
AUGAACAACAGAGGCAACAUUGAUGUUCGCCGCGAUUCAGAAGACAGACCCUUCGUAUACUUGGAGGAUCUGGAGGACCUUGAUGUUGUGGCGUUUUUGGGAGAAAAGCUCAAGCAGACACAGGAAAGUCAUCAAACCUUUGAAGAAUUUUUGUCGUAUGCAGUUUGCUGCAUCAUAGAAGAUGAUCCUGCGCCAGAUUCUUUUGAACGCGCCAAAAAAAUUCUGACUCGCUUUCCAGAAGCUGUGAUCAAUUCAUACGACUUUGACGAUUGUCCCUUGGCCUUCUGCCUGAGUUUUGACGGAUUUGAUGAUGUGCUGCUUGAUUUCAUGAUUGACUUGGUCAAAAGCUUGCCAGGGACCAUUGAUCAAUUCCAGUUCCGGGAUCAAUUGGAGAUGAGGGAUUUUAGUGAGGAUAUGAAUCUGGACAGUAGGCCUUCUAUGGGCGAUGAGGUUGCUAUGCAAGCAAUUGGAGCGAUUGUGACCAAAGCCAGGAGAUUUGAUGAUUAUUGGGGGCAUUGGACAGCAGAAGAACUGGCACCAUUCGUCGCUUUGUUCUUUCGCCAAACAUCGGUUGUUGAAGGGCUCACCCUUGACUUGGAUAAUUUCCUUGACUCGCCACUACCCCAAAUCAUGACAUCCAUCAACAAUGAACCCGACAAAGCUUCAUCAUGUUGUAUCAAAGACCUAACAAUCUUCAUGAAAGGGUGUUGUUUUGAUCUGGCGCCUUUGGUAUCACGCAUGGAUCAGCUGAAUAAGCCUGACACUGUCAUUGGGGCGAAGCCCAAGUCAAGAAGAGGUCCAGUCGAUUUGCCAGAUUGUGCAAUGUAG